AUGCCCCAGACCAGAUCUCAGGUCAAAAAGGCGAAACUUCUCGACUAUGCACCGUACCCGAUCAGGCUCGCCCGCAAACCGACAAGGAAGUGUGUGAAUUCCAGGUUCCCGCCGAAACCUGCAGCAGGAUCGGGCAAGAGCAAAUCACAACGUCAACCACAAUCAAAGCCCUCCUUGCAGCCGGUUAUCCUCGCGGAGAGGAACAUUCCAGAACGUCCUCGGGGAGAGGUGACGACUUAUGUAGCGCCGUCGGGGAAGCGUUAUCGCAAGACCCUCAAGGAGACCAUGCAGACGUGGGUCUCCGACAUGAACAUGGACGAGUGUUUGAAGCAGACAAAUCCCCAGAUCGAACGCUCCCAUGAGGACGCCGAAACGUUGCUGGAAACUUGUCGGCACAUUGGCAAGAUCGGUCAAAAUCUCAACAUCGAGGACGUGAACGGCGAGUCCCUCCUCGUCAGGGUUUCGAACGGUCUAUCCUAUACCGGUACCACCGAACCGGCUCUACAGGAUUCAUUGUACAAAUCGGCCGAGCAAGCUCUCGAGAACCUGCUGGGUCGUGACGGGACAGGCGACUACAAGAUCAAGCUCAAAGACGACAGCGACUCCAUCCGUCACAACGUCAAGUGGAAAAACUCGAAACUCGACGAGGGUGUAGAUCGAGAGGGUCUUGUGCAUCUCGGCAUAUGGGCCAAUCAAGCCAACACAACCUUUGGCCUGACGAGUGGUGAGUCUUGCGAUGUCACUUUUUGGUACCGACGCCGAUCGCUCAUCAGGACUCGGUAG
Molecule: messenger RNA, 783 nt
Organism: Filobasidium floriforme
Lineage: Eukaryota; Fungi; Basidiomycota; Tremellomycetes; Filobasidiales; Filobasidiaceae
Exons: 2
Coding region: 1-783 (260 amino acids)
Source: RefSeq, a predicted model, not a curated record